Pan troglodytes (chimpanzee) is the source of this 10792-nucleotide messenger RNA. RefSeq names its product telomerase associated protein 1 (gene TEP1). Gene Ontology annotation, biological process: telomere maintenance via recombination. Gene Ontology annotation, molecular function: telomerase RNA binding; telomerase activity; protein binding. The transcript has 55 exons. Gene Ontology annotation, cellular component: telomerase holoenzyme complex. The record is from RefSeq and is a predicted model, not a curated record. The coding region runs from base 162 to 8045 and encodes 2627 amino acids. NCBI's taxonomy places the organism in Eukaryota, Metazoa, Chordata, Mammalia, Primates, Hominidae.
CUUCUCAGAUCCGCAUCCGGCUCCUCCCCCGGCUGCCACCCUUCCCACUGGCAGAAUCCAGAGCGAAGUUUCUGCUUCCUGCUGCGGGAAUCGGACGCCCCAGGUCAGGCACCCAGGGUUUCCAGCCCCAGUCUAAGGCAUAUACAAGCUGAGUUUCAGCCAUGGAAAAACUCCAUGGGCAUGUGUCUGCCCAUCCAGACAUCCUCUCCUUGGAGAACCGGUGCCUGGCUAUGCUCCCUGACUUACAGCCCUUGGAGAAACUACAUCAGCAUGUAUCUACCCACUCAGAUAUCCUCUCCUUGAAGAACCAGUGCCUAGCCACGCUUCCUGACCUGAAGACCAUGGAAAAACCACAUGGAUAUGUGUCUGCCCACCCAGACAUCCUCUCCUUGGAGAACCGGUGCCUGGCCACACUUUCUGACCUGAAGACCAUGGAGAAACCACAUGGACAUGUUUCUGCCCACCCAGACAUCCUCUCCUUGGAGAACCGGUGCCUGGCCACCCUCCCUAGUCUAAAGAGCACUGUGUCUGCCAGCCCCUUGUUCCAGAGUCUACAGAUAUCUCACAUGACACAAGCUGAUUUGUACCGUGUGAACAACAGCAAUUGCCUGCUCUCUCAGCCUCCAAGUUGGAGGGCUCAGCAUUUCUCUAAGGGACUAGACCUUUCAACCUGCCCUAUAGCCCUGAAAUCCAUCUCUGCCACAGAGACAGCUCAGGAAGCAACUUUGGGUCGUUGGUUUGAUUCAGAAGAGAAGAAAGGGGCAGAGACCCAAAUGCCUUCUUAUAGUCUGAGCUUGGGAGAGGAGGAGGAGGUGGAGGAUCUGGCUGUGAAGCUCACCUCUGGAGACUCUGAAUCUCAUCCAGAGCCUACUGACCGUGUCCUUCAGGAAAAGAAGAUGGCUCUACUGAGCUUGCUGUGCUCUACUCUGGUCUCAGAAGUAAACGUGAACAAUACAUCUGACCCCACCCUGGCUGCCAUUUUUGAAAUCUGUCGUGAACUUGCCCUCCUGGAGCCUGAGUUUAUCCUCAAGGCAUCUUUGUAUGCCAGGCAGCAGCUGAACGUCCGGAAUGUGGCCAAUAAAAUCUUGGCCAUUGCUGCCUUCUUGCCGGCGUGUCGCCCCCACCUGCGACGAUAUUUCUGUGCCAUUGUCCAGCUGCCUUCUGACUGGAUCCAGGUGGCUGAGCUUUACCAGAGCCUGGCUGAGGGAGAUAAGAAUAAGCUGGUGCCCCUGCCCGCCUGUCUCCGUACUGCCAUGACGGACAAAUUUGCCCAGUUUGACGAGUACCAGCUGGCUAAGUACAACCCUCGGAAGCACCGGGCCAAGAGACACCCCCACCGGCCACCCCGCUCUCCAAGGAUGGAGCCUCCAUUUUCUCACAGACGUUUUCCAAGGCACAUAGGGUUUCUUAGAGAAGAGCAGAGAAAGUUUGAGAAGGCCGGUGAUACAGUGUCAGAGAAAAAGAAUCCUCCAAGGUUCACCCUGAAGAAGCUGGUUCAGCGACUGCACAUCCACAAGCCUGCCCAGCACGUUCAAGCCCUGCUGGGUUACAGAUACCCCUCCAACCUACAGCUCUUUUCUCGAAGUCGCCUUCCUGGGCCUUGGGAUUCUAGCAGAGCUGGGAAGAGGAUGAAGCUGUCUAGGCCAGAGACCUGGGAGCGGGAGCUGAGCCUACGGGGGAACAAAGCGUCGGUCUGGGAGGAACUCAUUGAAAAUGGGAAGCUUCCCUUCAUGGCCAUGCUUCGGAACCUGUGCAACCUGCUGCGGGUUGGAAUCAGUUCCCGCCACCAUGAGCUCAUUCUCCAGAGACUCCAGCAUGCGAAGUCAGUGAUCCACAGUCGGCAGUUUCCAUUCAGAUUUCUUAACGCCCAUGAUGCCAUUGAUGCCCUUGAGGCUCAACUCAGAAAUCACGCAUUGCCCUUUCCUUCGAAUAUAACACUGAUGAGGCGGAUACUAACUAGAAAUGAAAAGAACCGUCCCAGGCGGAGGUUUCUUUACCACCUAAGCCGUCAGCAGCUUCGGAUGGCAAUGAGGAUACCUGUGUUGUAUGAGCAGCUCAAGAGGGAGAAGCUGAGAGUACACAAGGCCAGACAGUGGAAAUAUGAUGGUGAGAUGCUGAACAGGUACCGACAGGCCCUAGAGACAGCUAUGAAUCUCUCUGUGAAGCACAGCCUGCCCCUGCUGCCAGGCCGCACUGUCUUGGUCUAUCUGAUAGAUGCUAAUGCAGACAGGCUCUGUCCAAAGAGCAACCCACAAGGGCCCCCGCUGAACUAUGCGCUGCUGUUGAUUGGGAUGAUGAUCACGAGGGCGGAGCAGGUGGAUGUCGUGCUGUGUGGAGGUGACACUCUGAAGACUGCAGUGCUUAAGGCAGAAGAAGGCAUCCUGAAGACUGCCAUCAAGCUCCAGGCUCAAGUCCAGGAGUUUGAUGAAAAUGAUGGAUGGUCCCUGAAUACUUUUGGGAAAUACCUGCUGUCUCUGGCUGGCCAAAGGGUUCCUGUGGACAGGGUCAUCCUCCUUGGCCAAAGCAUGGAUGAUGGAAUGAUAAAUGUGGCCAAACAGCUUUACUGGCAGCGUGUGAAUUCCAAGUGCCUCUUUGUUGGUAUCCUCCUAAGAAGGGUACAAUACCUGUCAACAGAUUUGAAUCCCAAUGAUGUGACACUCUCAGGCUGUACUGAUGCGAUACUGAAGUUCAUUGCAGAGCAUGGGGCCUCCCAUCUUCUGGAACAUGUGGGCCAAAUGGACAAAAUAUUCAAGAUUCCACCACCCCCAGGAAAGACAGGGGUCCAGUCUCUCCGGCCACUGGAAGAGGACACUCCAAGCCCCUUGGCUUCUAUUUCCCAGCAAGGAUGGCGCAGCAUCCGGCUUUUCAUUUCAUCCACUUUCCGAGACAUGCACGGGGAGCGGGACCUGCUGCUGAGGUCUGUGCUGCCAGCACUGCAGGCCCGAGCGGCCCCUCACCGUAUCAGCCUUCACGGAAUCGACCUCCGCUGGGGCGUCACUGAGGAGGAGACCCGCAGGAACAGACAACUGGAAGUAUGCCUUGGGGAGGUGGAGAACGCACAGCUGUUUGUGGGGAUUCUGGGCUCUCGUUAUGGAUACGUUCCCCCCAGCUACAACCUUCCUGACCAUCCACACUUCCACUGGGCCCAGCAGUACCCUUCAGGGCGCUCUGUGACAGAGAUGGAGGUGAUGCAGUUCCUGAACCGGAACCAAUGUCUGCAGCCCUCUGCCCAAGCUCUCAUCUACUUCCGGGAUUCCAGCUUCCUCAGCUCUGUGCCAGAUGCCUGGAAAUCUGACUUUGUUUCUGAGUCUGAAGAGGCCGCAUGUCGGAUCUCAGAACUGAAGAGCUACCUAAGCAGACAGAAAGGGAUCACCUGCCGCAGAUACCCCUGUGAGUGGGGGGGUGUGGCAGCUGGCCGGCCCUAUGUUGGCGGGCUGGAGGAGUUUGGGCAGUUGGUUCUGCAGGAUGUAUGGAAUAUGAUCCAGAAGCUCUACCUGCAGCCUGGGGCCCUGCUGGAGCAGCCAGUGUCCAUCCCAGACGAUGACUUGGUCCAGGCCACCUUCCAGCAGCUGCAGAAGCCACCGAGUCCUGCCCGGCCACGCCUUCUUCAGGACACAGUGCAACAGCUGAUGCUGCACCACGGGAGGCUGAGCCUGGUGACGGGGCAGUCAGGACAGGGCAAGACAGCCUUCCUGGCAUCUCUUGUGUCAGCCCUGCAGGCUCCUGAUGGGGCCAAGGUGGCACCAUUAGUCUUCUUCCACUUUUCUGGGGCUCGUCCUGACCAGGGUCUUGCCCUCACUCUGCUCAGACGCCUCUGUACCUAUCUGCGUGGCCAACUAAAAGAGCCAGGUGCCCUCCCCAGCACCUACCAAAGCCUGGUGUGGGAGCUGCAGCAGAGGCUGCUGCCCAAGUCUGCUGAGUCCCUGCAUCCUGGCCAGACCCAGGUCCUGAUCAUCGAUGGGGCUGAUAGGUUAGUGGACCAGAAUGGGCAGCUGAUUUCAGACUGGAUCCCAAAGAAGCUUCCCCGGUGUGUACACCUGGUGCUGAGUGUGUCUAGUGAUGCUGGCCUAGGGGAGACCCUUGAGCAGAGCCAGGGUGCCCACGUGCUGGCCUUGGGGCCUCUGGAGGCCUCUGCUCGGGCCCGGCUGGUGAGAGAGGAGCUGGCCCUGUACGGGAAGCGGCUGGAGGAGUCACCAUUUAACAACCAGAUGCGACUGCUGCUGGUGAAGCGGGAAUCAGGCCGGCCGCUCUACCUGCGCUUGGUCACCGAUCACCUGAGGCUCUUCACGCUGUAUGAGCAGGUGUCUGAGAGACUCCGGACCCUGCCUGCCACUGUCCCCCUGCUGCUGCAGCACAUCCUGAGCACACUGGAGAAGGAGCACGGGCCUGAUGUCCUUCCCCAGGCCUUGACUGCCCUAGAGGUCACACGGAGUGGUUUGACUGUGGACCAGCUGCACGGAGUGCUGAGUGUGUGGCGGACACUACCGAAGGGGACUAAGAGCUGGGAAGAAGCAGUGGCUGCUGGUAACAGUGGAGACCCCUACCCCAUGGGCCCGUUUGCCUACCUCGUCCAGAGUCUGCGCAGUUUGCUAGGGGAGGGCCCUCUGGAGCGCCCUGGUGCCCGGCUGUGCCUCCCUGAUGGGCCCCUGAGAACAGCAGCUAAACGUCGCUAUGGGAAGAGGCCAGGGCUAGAGGACACGGCACACAUCCUCAUUGCAGCUCAGCUCUGGAAGACAUGUGACGCUGAUGCCUCAGGCACCUUCCGAAGUUGCCCUCCUGAGGCUCUGGGAGACCUGCCUUACCACCUGCUCCAGAGCGGGAACCGUGGACUUCUUUCGAAGUUUCUUACCAACCUCCAUGUGGUGGCUGCACACUUGGAAUUGGGUCUGGUCUCUCGGCUCUUGGAGGCCCAUGCCCUCUAUGCUUCUUCAGUCCCCAAAGAGGAACAAAAGCUCCCCGAGGCUGACGUUGCAGUGUUUCACACCUUCCUGAGGCAGCAGGCUUCAAUCCUCAGCCAGUACCCCCGGCUCCUGCCCCAGCAGGCAGCCAACCAGCCCCUGGACUCACCUCUUUGCCACCAAGCCCCGCUGCUCUCCCAGAGAUGGCACCUCCAACACACACUACGAUGGCUUAAUAAACCCCAGACCAUGAAAAAUCAGCAAAGCUCCAGCCUGUCUCUGGCAGUUUCCUCAUCCCCUACUGCUGUGGCCUUCUCCACCAAUGGGCAAAGAGCAGCUGUGGGCACUGCCAAUGGGACAGUUUACCUGUUGGACCUGAGAACUUGGCAGGAGGAGAAGUCUGUGGUGAGUGGCUGUGAUGGAAUCUCUGCUUGUUUGUUCCUCUCCGAUGAUACACUCUUUCUUACUGCCUUCGACGGGCUCCUGGAGCUCUGGGACCUGCAGCAUGGUUGUCGGGUGCUGCAGACUAAGGCUCACCAGUACCAAAUCACUGGCUGCUGCCUGAGCCCAGACUGCCGGCUGCUAGCCACCGUGUGCUUGGGAGGAUGCCUAAAGCUGUGGGACACAGUCCGUGGGCAGCUGGCCUUCCAGCACACCUACCCCAAGUCCCUGAACUGUGUUGCCUUCCACCCAGAGGGGCAGGUAAUAGCCACAGGCAGCUGGGCUGGCAGCAUCAGCUUCUUCCAGGUGGAUGGGCUCAAAGUCACCAAGGACCUGGGGGCACCCGGAGCCUCUAUCCGUACCUUGGCCUUCAAUGUGCCUGGGGGGGUUGUGGCUGUGGGCCGGCUGGACAGUAUGGUGGAGCUGUGGGCCUGGCGAGAAGGGGCACGGCUGGCUGCCUUCCCUGCCCACCAUGGCUUUGUUGCUGCUGCGCUUUUCCUGCAUGCGGGUUGCCAGUUACUGACGGCUGGAGAGGAUGGCAAGGUUCAGGUGUGGUCAGGGUCUCUGGGUCGGCCCCGUGGGCACCUGGGUUCCCUUUCUCUCUCUCCUGCCCUCUCUGUGGCACUCAGCCCAGAUGGUGAUCGGGUGGCUGUUGGAUAUCGAGCGGAUGGCAUUAGGAUCUACAAAAUCUCUUCAGGUUCCCAGGGGGCUCAGGGUCAGGCACUGGAUGUGGCAGUGUCCGCCCUGGCCUGGCUAAGCCCCAAGGUGUUGGUGAGUGGUGCAGAAGAUGGGUCCUUGCAGGGCUGGGCACUCAAGGAAUGCUCCCUUCAGUCCCUCUGGCUCCUGUCCAGAUUCCAGAAGCCUGUGCUAGGACUGGCCACUUCCCAGGAGCUCUUGGCUUCUGCCUCAGAGGAUUUCACAGUGCAGCUGUGGCCAAGGCAGCUGCUGAUGCGGCCACACAAGGCAGAAGACUUUCCCUGUGGCACUGAGCUGCGGGGACAUGAGGGCCCUGUGAGCUGCUGUAGUUUCAGCACUGAUGGAGGCAGCCUGGCCACCGGGGGCCGGGAUCGGAGUCUCCUCUGCUGGGACGUGAGGACACCCAAAACCCCUGUUUUGAUCCACUCCUUCCCUGCCUGUCACCGUGACUGGGUCACUGGCUGUGCCUGGACCAAAGAUAACCUACUGAUAUCCUGCUCCAGUGAUGGCUCUGUGGGGCUCUGGGACCCAGAGUCGGGACAGCGGCUUGGUCAGUUCCUGGGUCAUCAGAGUGCUGUGAGCGCUGUGGCAGCUGUGGAGGAGCACGUGGUGUCUGUGAGCCGGGAUGGGACCUUGAAAGUGUGGGACCAUCAAGGCGUGGAGCUGACCAGCAUCCCUGCUCACUCAGGACCCAUUAGCCACUGUGCAGCUGCCAUGGAGCCCCGUGCAGCUGGACAGCCUGGGUCAGAGCUUCUGGUGGUAACCAUCGGGCUAGAUGGGGCCACACGGUUAUGGCAUCCACUCUUGGUGUGCCAAACCCACACCCUCCUGGGACACAGUGGCCCAGUCCGUGCUGCUGCUGUUUCAGAAACCUCAGGCCUCAUGCUGACCGCCUCUGAGGAUGGUUCUGUACGGCUCUGGCAGGUUCCUAAGGAAGCAGAUGACACAUGUAUACCAAGGAGUUCUGCAGCCGUCACUGCUGUGGCUUGGGCACCAGAUGGUUCCAUGGCAGUAUCUGGAAAUCAAGCUGGGGAACUAAUCUUGUGGCAGGAAGCUAAGGCUGUGGCCACAGCACAGGCUCCAGGCCACAUUGGUGCUCUGAUCUGGUCCUCGGCACACACCUUUUUUGUCCUCAGUGCUGAUGAGAAAAUCAGCGAGUGGCAAGUGAAACUGCGGAAGGGUUCGGCACCCGGAAAUUUGAGUCUUCACCUGAACCGAAUUCUACAGGAGGACUUAGGGGUGCUGACAAGUCUGGAUUGGGCUCCUGAUGGUCACUUUCUCAUCUUGGCCAAAGCAGAUUUGAAGUUACUUUGCAUGAAGCCCGGGGAUGCUCCAUCUGAAAUCUGGAGCAACUAUACAGAAAAUCCUAUGAUAUUGUCCACCCACAAGGAGUAUGGCAUAUUUGUCCUGCAGCCCAAGGAUCCUGGAGUUCUUUCUUUCUUGAGGCAAAAGGAAUCAGGAGAAUUUGAAGAGAGGCUGAACUUUGAUAUAAACUUAGAGAAUCCUAGUAGGACCCUAAUAUCGAUAACUCAAGCCAAACCUGAAUCUGAGUCCUCAUUUUUGUGUGCCAGCUCUGAUGGGAUGCUAUGGAACCUGGCCAAAUGCAGCCCAGAAGGAGAAUGGACCACAGGUAACAUCUGGCAGAAAAAAGCAAACACUCCAGAAACCCAAACUCCAGGGACAGACCCAUCUACCUGCUGGGAAUCUGAUGCCAGCAUGGAUAGUCAUGCCAGCAUGGAUAGUGAGCCAACACCACAUCUAAAGACACGGCAGCGUAGAAAGAUUCACUCGGGCUCUGUCACAGCCCUCCAUGUGCUACCUGAGUUGCUGGUGACAGCUUCGAAGGACAGAGAUGUUAAGCUAUGGGAGAGACCCAGUAUGCAGCUGCUGGGCCUGUUCCGAUGCGAAGGGUCAGUGAGCUGCCUGGAACCUUGGCUGGGCGCUAACUCCACCCUGCAGCUUGCCGUGGGAGACGUGCAGGGCAAUGUGUACUUUCUGAACUGGGAAUGAAGAUGUGCCACUCGGGAAUAAUGAUACCCCUUGUGCUAGAGAUGCAAAGCCUGAAGACACUGGUAGCUUUUAAUAAUUAUAAAAUUAAUAAUUUCUUGAUAAUUAUAAAAAUGAAGUGUCAAAAAAUCUCAAGUGUAGGCCUGCCUGUGUUCUCAUGUGGAUUUAGAACAGGAGGAUAGUCUAUGUGUAUGUAUAUGUACAUUCUAAUGUGUGUCUCUUCUUAUUCAACAUUAAUCCUUACUAGAACCACAAGAAAGUGAAUGAAAUCUUUAGUAGGUACUCUUUUGAAACUAGGUUUUAGAAUUCUUGCAUCACUCGCGGGCCCUAGGACCCUAGGAUGCCAUUCUUGCCAGGAGGAGGAAUGAGAGUGAUGUUGGCCAACAUUCAAUUUGAACAGAGCAUGGAAGACCUUUCAGUUCAUCGGGAAAGAAUGAGGGAGGGAGAAUAAGUCAGUCAUGCAUCAGGGCAUUUAGAAAGAGCUAUGUUUCUGUCACAGAGACAGCCCUUUUCUCAGAACUACCCAGAGGAGGCCGGGCAUGGUGGCUCACGCUUGUAAUCCCAGCAAUUUGGGAGGCCGAGGUGGGCAGAUCACGAGGUCAGGAGAUCAAGACCAUCCUGGCUAACUUGGUGAAACCCUGUCUCUACUAAAAAAUACAAAAAGUUAGCCAGGUGUGGCGGCGGGCACCUGUAGUCCCAGCUACUUGGGAGGCUGAGGCAGGAGGAUGGCGUGAACCCAGGAGGCGGAGCUUGCAGUGAGCCGAGACACCACUGCACUCCAGCCUGGGCGACAGAGCGAGACUCUGUCUAAAAAAAAAAAAAAGAACUACCCAGAUGAGAGGUGAGGAGCCAAGCCAUUGAAAGCGGAACAAACCUUCUGGUUUUCCCAACUUCUGACACGACUUUCAACUUUAGUCAAUAUGGUAAUUGGCAUUCUCAGAAGAGAUCAUGAAAGUGUCUUACUCUCUCUCAAAUUGAAAUUCACAAAGAUUAAAACUAAUUGAGAGGUGGCACAAUCAUAGCCAUGAACUCUGAUUUUCUUAAGUAAAAAACCUUUUUUUUUUUUUUUUUUUUUUUUGAGACAGAGUCUGGCUCUGUCACCUAGGCUGGAGUGCAAUGGUGCAAUCUCAGCUCAGUGCAACCUCUGCUUCCUGGGUUCAAGCGAUUCUCCUGCCUUAGCCUCCCGAGUAGCUGGGAUUACAGGUGCCCACCACCACGCCCAGCUAAUUUUUGUAUUUUAGUAGAGACGAAGUUUCACCAUGUUGGCCAGGUGGGUCUCAAACUCCUGACCUCAGGUUAUCUGCACACCUCAGCCUCUUAAAGUUCUGGGAUUACAGGCGUGAGCCAUUGUGCCCGGCCCAAUAAAAGAACUUUAUUAUAUUUCUAAAAUUCAAUCAUAUGGAAGAAUCUAUUGAGCAGGUUAGCCUUUGCUUAACUUUCCUCCUCUCUGUUACUCCAGCCUUAGCUGGGGUGUUUUGUAGAAUUUUCAGAGCAUGGAAGACAGAAAACUAGAGCUUCCUCCUGCCCUUGGCCCAUGCUUUUAGGAGAGCAAAAGGCAAAAGAUUGAAACCAGUGACUUUAGUUUCCUCAGGUCCUUUCUUUCUGAGGGUUAAAGAAGAAGGAAAUGUCUUCUGUGGCCAAGAAUUCAAGGAUUUGUAGGAGAUAAGUGAAGGCUAUUACAGGGAUUUUGUCCUGGUUUGGUAGGUUUCUCUUGGAGAAAUACCACUACACCCUGGUCUAGAAAUGAGCUUUGAAGACUUGGGGAGUUAAAGGGCACUGAGUUUUGCUUUCACCGUACCCUGAUUCCAGGUUUUACAUGUAGAAAUCACCUGAGGGACUUAAUUUCUAUCCAAUGCCCUGGUUUCCAUCCUGACCAAAGGAUGAUGACAUCAGCUGAUAGGCCAUGCUUCUGUCUUCUCUUAUGUGCCUCAUGCCAAGCCUCAAAAUAUACCUUCUGGACCAUCAUUUCCACAUCUACCUUGUGACUAGAAGUCCUAGUUAUGGUAUUUUGAAAUUUACGAUCCAUAAUCCUUGCCAGAAAUCCUGCAGCGAACCAUGGCAUGGCAUCAUCCUAGUCAUUGAUUUCAAUAUUUUGCCUUUUGCUCCCCUAAAAUCUUGGGCCAAUUACAGGAGGAAGCUCUAUUUGCCUGUCUUCCAUGCUCUGAAAAUUAUAUAAAAGCAUCCCAGCUAAGGCUGGAGUGAAGGGGUUGGGGAAAGUUAAGCAAAGGCUAACUUACCAAUAGGCUCAAUAGAUUCAGUCUUGUUGGCCAGGCCCACUUGAAGGGUUUUUUGUUUCAUCUUGGAGAAGGACAGUGAGGUCAUGGUAUAAUUGUUAUGAGUAAAGUCAAGAACAGCUUCUAGGUAAAAGUAAUUAUGUACCCAAAAGGAGUUGAAGGGAAAAUCAAUUUAGGUUUACAUUAAACAUCCUUCAAGUUCUUAUCUUUAAAUGGAGUUUCAGCGUCUCCCAAAGGCUGGAUGAGUUUUACAGUUACAACCACUGGAUUGUGAGACCAUAGGACAUUAGAAAAGCAUCUUUUUUAUAUACCAAAUUUUUACACAUAUAUCCACAUCUGUUUUUGAAAUCUAGAGCAGAGGUACUCAAAGUUUGGUUCAUGGACUAGUGCCAGUUCACAAAUUGUUAAUGUUUUAUAAUGAGAUAAGUACGGAAGUUGAGAGUAACCAUUUAGAAACUGUAUAGGAAUUUAAAAAGUAAUAUCUGACAAAUUUAAUAAUAAAAAUGGAGGCUUGUA